This is a messenger RNA of Prinia subflava (tawny-flanked prinia), 1600 nucleotides long. RefSeq names its product endogenous retrovirus group K member 8 Gag polyprotein-like. The transcript is spliced from 2 exons. NCBI's taxonomy places the organism in Eukaryota, Metazoa, Chordata, Aves, Passeriformes, Cisticolidae. Bases 8 to 1186 code for a protein of 392 amino acids. The record is from RefSeq and is a predicted model, not a curated record. Gene Ontology annotation, biological process: viral process. Gene Ontology annotation, molecular function: nucleic acid binding; zinc ion binding.
UCCACCCAUGGCUCCUCCCACAUACCCGAUGUCUCCUCCCUUUGUGGCCGCCCAAACCCCGCCUUCGGUCCCUCCCUUUUCCCACGCUGACACUCCUCCCACUCCUGCCCCCUGGCCCGCCCUAGGGGCGGAGCCAGGCACUUCUCCCCACCCCGGAAGGAGGCCAUCUUGGAAUGGUAGUUCCCACGCUGCCUCUUCCGGUUCCCACGGUAAGGAACCGGAAGACAACAGCGAUGGAAACCAGGAAGUGCAUCUCUCAGCUGCGCCUGUCACCUACCGAAGGGCUCGCGGGGGUGGCGACCCUAAACCGAAUUGGCAGCCAUUUUCACAAACUAUAAUUCGAGAUUUAUGUAAGGCGCACAAAGAAUUUGGGAGAGAGAGCCCGUACUUCCGCGGCCUCCUUCAGGCAGACCUAGCAGCUGCGACAACCCUUCCUGCAGACUUAAAGCAAUUAUUUUCUUGCCUGAUGACACCGGCUGAAUUUGAAUUAUGGCUUGCUGCGUUUAGGCAAGCCCUGCGGGAAGAGCUGCCGCACCUGCCACUCCCAGCAAUUGAUGAGGGAGGUAAUCCCCUUACUGUUGAAUUGCUGGGAGGAGAAGGUUCCUUCGAGUCCCCUCAAAUUCAGGCACUGCUCAUUCCACCAGCAGUUUUGCCUAGGGUGCGAGACCUGGCCUGCAAAGCCUUUUUCACGAUGCAGCCUCGUGCACCCCUGCCGCCGUUCACCCAGAUUAGGCAAGGGGACACAGAAUCAUUUGUAGAUUUCGUGGACAAGAUGACUAGGGCUUUAGAAAUACAAGUAACGGACGGGCUCGCCCGUAAGAGAAUUUUGGAGGAGAUUGUUUUUGCUAAUGCUAAUAAUGUGUGCAAACAAGCGAUUUUAAGUCUCCCUCCAGAACCCCCACGGACUCUACAGGUGAUGCUGCAAGUUUGCCAGCAAAAGGUCCCUUUCCUGCUUCAACAUAUGACCACCGCAAGCAAGCAGGGAACUCGGCAGGUGCAUGCUGCGGAAGAUGCGACUCUUCGUCGCCCACAGGCUCGCAAGCUGGCAGCGUCGAACCCAGCCAGAGCACGGGUCGAGUGCUACCUCUGCCAUGAAAAAGGGCACUUUGUGAGCCAAUGCCCGCAUAACUUGCUGGCAAAGCCUCGGCCGCAGCAGGAGGACUCCGAACACAAUUCAAAAAACUAGGGGGGGAGUGCGGGCCCACCCGGCAUGAUGACCCCAACAGGGUGGGCAGUGCAGAAGAGAAGGCAGUCAACGCCUUCGGGGGUCACUGGACCAAGACAACUAUCUCGGACUGGCAUUUCCUUUACCCUUCCCAGGAGGGAACUUUCCCGGACUUGACGUUAACACCAUUUUGUAAACCUUACAGGUUGAGGCUCACUCACAGUGCGCACCUCAGAGAUACCAGCUGGUACCCAGUUCGCGUGGAUUGCGAAGACCUUCUGGACUGGCCGUUUCAAAGGAAAGAUCCGUCCAACCAUGAGCGCCAAGACUGCCAUCAGUUCAGCCGUCCUCUUCGCCAGUCUCCUGACCAUCGCCCAGGCGUGGCUCGUCCCCCAGCCACAACAGAACGUCUGGGCUGUCUUGGCCAAAUCACUG